Messenger RNA from Hansenula anomala, 192 nucleotides. RefSeq lists its product as uncharacterized. Bases 1 to 192 code for a protein of 63 amino acids. The record is from RefSeq and is a predicted model, not a curated record. The transcript is spliced from 2 exons. NCBI's taxonomy places the organism in Eukaryota, Fungi, Ascomycota, Saccharomycetes, Phaffomycetales, Wickerhamomycetaceae.
AUGACACAACAACCUAACUUGAAUCGAUCAAUGGUUAAUAGUUUGAUAGAGGAUAUCAAGUUUCGCUUCACGCCCCACCUAUUUCGGUCCCAGCGAUGCAAAAAAUAUCUUAUUAUUGAAAUUACAUCAAAAUCAGAGGAUCACUACAUCCAUAUUGAUUCAAACUCUAGUGAAUCUUACUCAAGUGAUUGA